CGCCAGUUCAAGUGCCCACUAUGCACCAAGGCAUUCUUUCGCCUGGAGCACCAAACGCGGCACAUGCGCACCCAUACAGGCGAGCGGCCACACGGGUGCGCAUAUCCCGGAUGCGGGAAGCGGUUCUCACGCUCAGACGAGCUGACUCGCCACAUGCGCAUCCAC
Messenger RNA from Kickxella alabastrina, 165 nucleotides. RefSeq lists its product as uncharacterized. The record is from RefSeq and is a predicted model, not a curated record. Gene Ontology annotation, molecular function: RNA polymerase II cis-regulatory region sequence-specific DNA binding. The annotation marks the transcript as partial. Gene Ontology annotation, cellular component: nucleus; cytoplasm. NCBI's taxonomy places the organism in Eukaryota, Fungi, Kickxellomycota, Kickxellomycetes, Kickxellales, Kickxellaceae. The transcript has a single exon.